This is a messenger RNA of Boleophthalmus pectinirostris (great blue-spotted mudskipper), 1747 nucleotides long. RefSeq names its product HNF1 homeobox a (gene hnf1a). Gene Ontology annotation, biological process: pancreas development; regulation of transcription by RNA polymerase II; insulin secretion. The transcript has 10 exons. The record is from RefSeq and is a predicted model, not a curated record. NCBI's taxonomy places the organism in Eukaryota, Metazoa, Chordata, Actinopteri, Gobiiformes, Gobiidae. The coding region runs from base 66 to 1742 and encodes 558 amino acids. Gene Ontology annotation, molecular function: DNA-binding transcription factor activity, RNA polymerase II-specific; RNA polymerase II cis-regulatory region sequence-specific DNA binding. Gene Ontology annotation, cellular component: nucleus.
CAGGGCAGUCUGCUGGGUUGGUUUAGCUGUGUUUGUUUGCAGUAGCGGGAUCUAUCUUCCUAGCAAUGGACGCAGAAGACAGGACACCAAGGAGAAACCAACUGACCGCACUUCAAGAACAGCUAGUCUGGGCCUUGUUGGGAUCUGGACUAUCCCGGGAGGUCUUGAUCCAAGCUGUGGGGGAGCUAGAGCGGGACAGGCUGAGCAACAGUGGUGGAGCCGAGAAGGCAGAGAGGGGCGAUGGGGAGAGCUCGGAGGAGGGUGAAAUGGACUACCCGCCACCUAUUUUCAGAGAGCUGGACAAAUUAGAUCCAGAAGAGGCUGCCAAGCUAAGAGCUGAGGUUGACCGGCUUUUGCAAGAGGAUCCAUGGCAUGUUGCAAAAAUGAUCAAAAGCUACAUGCUGCAGCAUAAUCUGCCACAGCGAGAGGUGGUGGAGUCCACAGGGCUGAACCAGUCCCACCUCUCACAACACCUCAACAAAGGCACACCCAUGAAGAACCAGAAGAGAGCUGCACUGUACAGCUGGUACGUCAAGAAGCAGUGCGAGAUCAGCCAGCAGUUUACCAAUGCCAAACAUGGGCUGGCUUCAAUGGAUGACCAAGGAGAAGACAACAGGAAAGGACGCAGGAACAGGUUCAAAUGGGGUCCCGCCUCACUGCAGAUCCUGUUUCAUGCCUACGAGAGACAGAAGAACCCUAGCAAAGAGGAGAGAGAGGGCUUAGUGGAGGAAUGCAACAGGGCAGAGUGCUUACAGAGGGGUGUGUCCCCGUCCCAGCUGGCAGGGCUGGGCUCUAACCUGGUCACUGAGGUGCGUGUGUACAACUGGUUUGCAAACCGUCGCAAAGAGGAGGCUUUCCGCCAUAAACUGGCCCUGGACACUCCCUACACCAACCCCUCUGUCAACUCUGCAAAUACAGCUCUCCCUCCAAGUCCAGAGCACGGCCUGAAGUACAGCCAGCAGAUCUCGUGUGACACUCUGAGCUCGGUGAGAGGUACAGGAGGGGAACGUGUAGGACGGUUGGUGGUGAGCCCUGUGCCCCUGGAGCCCAGUCACACUCUCCUCGAUAGCCACAACUCCAAAACGGUAUCAAGUGGUGGAUCACUGCCCCCUGUCAGCACCCUGACGUCACUGCACAGCCUAUCCUCCACCUCCUCUCAAGGGCUGAUCAUGGCCUCCCUGCCCAGUGUCAUGAGCCUGGGGGAGUCUUCAUUACUUAUAGGUUUAGCUUCCACACAACCACAGACUGUACCUGUGAUAAACAACGUGGGGGGUGGCUUCACCACUUUGCAGCCCAUCUCGUUCCAGCAGCAACUCCAUGGCUCCCCACAGCCCAAUCUGUCACAGCAGAUCCAGAGUCACAUGGGAGCCAGUCCAUUCAUGGCCACCAUGGCACCACUACCCUGCCACAUGUACAACAAGUCAGACUCCCCCCAGUACCAUUCGUCCAGUCUGCUGUCCCAGGCCAUGGUCAUCACUGACAGCAGCAGUCUGGGCACCCUCACCAGCCUUGCAGCUGUCAGACAGAUACUUACAGCUGACCCAGACGAAGACACAGACACACCUUUAGAGGAAGAAUCAUUACAUCUCCAGCCUCAUACACCUGUACCAGCCUCUUCGGAAAGCCUGGAAUUGUAUCCGUCCUCUCAGUCCACAGAGAGUCACCAGUCCCACCUCCUGUCACCUUCACCUCCAGACAUAAGCUCAUACAUCCCUUCACAACUGGUCUCCACUGCACAGUGACAAUG